Messenger RNA from Metarhizium acridum CQMa 102, 2310 nucleotides. The record is from RefSeq and is a predicted model, not a curated record. NCBI's taxonomy places the organism in Eukaryota, Fungi, Ascomycota, Sordariomycetes, Hypocreales, Clavicipitaceae.
AUGGCUGCUUACGCCGACGAAAGAUCCCCGCUGCUUGCGACGAUGAAUGAGCACGAAAAUGAGACUGAAGUAAACGCACGAAAUGAGUCAUCGCCUCUCUUGGGAAAUCGAAGAGACUCUGUUACAGAUGGCGACCACGAACAUCACCAUGACACCUCAGCAGAUUAUCCACAUAAAAGCGAGGCGCCGCAUCGGAAACGAAGAUGGCCGUCUCUUAUUGCCAUGGUCAUCCUGGCCUCGUUAGUCAUAGUGGUUAUGGUCCUCGGCUUUGUUGUGCCGCCGGCCGUCCAGCAAUACGUCGAGAGUGCAGUCGUAUUGGAGCCAACAGACUUGUCAAUUGAAUCGUUGACGGCCGACGGGGUUCGUGCUCGUGUGAAGGCCACGUUCCACCUUGACGGGUCAAGAGUCAAAGAUGAGAAUGCGCGUCGUGUUGGGAGACUUGCUACGGGAAUUAUGAGACAGCUUGGUACUGCCGCGACCAAACUGCGCGUGCAUUUGCCUCACUACGGCAAUGCUCUUCUCGGUACUGCAGCCCUGCCGCCCAUCACACUCAACCUUGUAGAUGGCCAAGUCACAAACCUGGAUUUUGUCACCGAAAUUGCUCCCGGCGGCACGGACACGAUGCGAAAGGUGGUCAACGAGUGGCUCAAAGGAAAUCUCGAGACACUCAAGGUUACGGGAGCCACUGCACUCAGCUUGAAAUCGGGCAUCUUCCCACUGGGAACUCAUGACGUUUCAGAAUCUAUGGUAUUUGAAGCCAAUGAGUUUCCGUCCAUACCCGAGUAUUCCAUGCAGAGUCUCGUUUUCCAUGACGUUCCUACUGGUGACAAUGGCCAGAUGGGAGUUGGCGCAAACGUGUCCAUGACGGCCUACAAUGAAUUUCCGGUCGGUUUGACCGUCCCAUCUCUCGGAUUCGAAGUCCUUGUCCCAAACUGCAACUUGUCUCAGCCCAACAUCAAGAUUGCAACCGCCGUGACCAGUGCCAUUGAGGUGCACGCCAGGUCGAAUGUUACUGUAGAAGCAGAGGGCAUAAUUCGGGAGCUCCCAGAGUCUCUCACCACAGCAUGCCCUUCAAGUGAGUUUUCACCACUGGACAACUUCAUGAAGCGUUAUCUGCAUGGAGAGGAUGCAGAAGUGUUUGUCCGCGGAAAAGCACCUGAGAGUGGUGACCUCCCGGGAUGGAUUGGCGACUUCAUUGAAAGCAUCACUGCUCCCGUCCAAUUCCCAGGACGCUCAUUGGAUAACUUCCUACGCAACUUUUCACUUGAUGACGUCGACUUCAAAUUGCCCAGUCCAUUUGCCGACCCAAGCGAUGUGGACAGCAAACCAAGGGUAUCUGGCACGGUGUUGAUCUUUGCUGCCAUACCUGCUGACCUGGACAUUAACAUUGAAGUCAACAGCCUCCGUGCCAACGGCGACCUCCUAUACAAGGGCACAAAGUUUGGAGAGCUGCACGUUGAUGAAUGGCAGAAAGCUACUUCGAACAUGAUCCACAACCCAGGCGACGAAGAGGAUUUACUCAAGGUGAUCUCGAGAAUCGUCGACACUCCCAUCGAUAUCACCGACAGCGACACAUUCUCAAACAUCAUACAAGAACUUUUAUUUGGCGACGAAGACAUCAUACUCGACGUUAAUUCCACUGUGGAUGUCAAGGUGUCGACAGUCCUUGGCAACCUUGUCAUAAGAAGGGUGCCCGCAGCGGGCAAAGUUCCCGUAAAACUGGAGGCAACAUGGGAUCCUCCCUCAUUUGGCGGAAAGAAGGCCCACAAAGCAGCUCGUCGUCUGCUAUCGGAGUAUCUGUCGGGAAAGAAUACAACUAUUACGCUGCGGACACACAACGGCACAAUUCCGACGAUACCAAUCAUUGGCGAAGCCCUGUCCAAGAUCAACUUGACGCUAUCAACACCCCGACUAGAUCUACCGGGUGGUGGGGACAGGGAAGGCCAGGGCUUCAUUCGGGACGCCAUGUUUCACAUUCUUUCAUCCACUGCAACAUUUAUGCUUGCCUCGCCACUGCGCUACGACACAGUUUAUAUAGAGUACAUCAACGCUACAGCCUUUUAUAAUUACACCGAGCCUAUUGGCCAAAUUAUACGCGACGAACCAUUCGACGUUUCGCCGGGUGUGUCGCGAACUCCACGACUACCAGUUGAAUGGUCGGCGGACCACGUGGGCUUGGAUAAGCUUAAGGAAGCCCUCGGUGGGAAGUUGAAGUUGGAUGCGGUGGCUGACGUUACGGUCAGGGUGGGAUAUUGGUUCGAGACGGUUCAUUAUGUAGGCAAGGGAAUUGGUGCGAGGGUUUCCUUGUGA